GUGAUUUAUUAUGAUUUUGAAAUGAAAGCGCUAAACAGUUUAGGACGCUUAACACGUCUUCGUGAUUUACUUAAAGCUAGAAAUUUACAGGCAUACAUUGUGCCAACAGAAGAUGAACACUUUAAUGAGUAUGUAGCUGCUGCAGAUCAGCGUUGCGCAUUUAUUUCUGGAUUCACGGGUUCUUCUUGUUCUAUUGUCAUCACCUUAGAUAAAGCUGCUUUAUGGACAGAUGGUCGAUAUCAGUUACAGGCUUCUAAUGAAUUAGACGAAAAUUGGAUAUUAUUCAGAAAUGAUUUAUCUGAUUCCCCUACAAAAGCUAAGUGGAUUGUAUCAUCUACACCGCCUGGCUCAUGUAUUGGUUAUGAUGGUAGACAAAUACCUUAUACAGGAAUUCAAGCAUUAUGCAAAGAAUUAAGUAAUGCUGAAGCGGAAACUGGUAUCUUACCAGAUAAUAUGGGGAAUAAAACUCCGCAAAGUCGACAAUUAAUUGAUCUGCCUAAUACGAAUUUAAUUGACCAAGUCUGGGAAUCAAUGUCUGAAUUACACAUUGAAAAUGUUCAACGUCCAUUGCGUUCAUCGAAUCCCCUCAUGUUUAUUCCAUUAUCAUUUUCUGGUUCAACAUGGAAAGAAAAAAUAGACCGUGUUAGACAUACAAUGCAAUUGAAAGGUACACAAAUGUUAAUCCUAUCUGCAUUGGAUGAAAUUGCCUGGUUAUUUAAUCUACGUGGAAAUGAUAUCCUGUAUAAUCCCGUAUUUUAUGCUUAUGCUAUCAUUGGUACGGAUACUGUUGACUUAUUUUUAAAUCCAAACACUGUUAAUCAAACAUCAGGAUUAGAAGAGUAUUUGAAGGAUGAUCAGUGUAUUGUAAAUAUUCAUCCGUAUUCUGAGUUUUUUAAUUACCUCGAAAGAAUUGUUCAACGCUCAAUAGACAAUCAACCAUAUUUUCGAGUAUGGCUUGAUUUUGUCGCUAGUCAGGCAAUUGUGUCUAGAGUACCAGAAAAUCAUCGUUUUAUUUAUCUAUCACCUGUAGCUGAAAUGAAAGCAGUUAAAGCAUUAUCAGAAUUGGAUGGUAUUCGGCAGAUACAUAUCACUGAUUCACUAGUUCUAUGCGACUAUUUAGCCUGGUUAGAAGAAGAGGCUAACGUCUGGAGAAAUAGUAGUCAAAAUCACUCAGGUGAUAGUGAACCAAUUAAACCAAAUCCAGAGAAUGGUGCAGGUCUACCGGUUAUAAAGCCACCGAGUGUUUUAACUGAAUCAUCAGCUGCGCAAUAUUUAGAUGCAUUGAGAGCACAAGCUAAAGAUUUUACCAGUCUGAGCUUUAGUACAAUAUCUGGUGCAGAUUCAAAUGGUGCUAUUGUACAUUAUCAUCCUGUUGAAGGUCAAGAUGCUCCUAUUACCAGUUCAAGUGUAUACCUUGUUGAUUCUGGUGGUCAGUAUCUAACUGGUACAACAGAUGUCACGAGAACAAUUCAUUUAAAUGAACCUACUACAGAAGAGAAAAAUUGUUAUACAACUGUACUGAAAGCUCAUAUUUCACUUUCUAUGCAAAUUUUUCCAUCAAAUACACCAGGUUCACGGCUUGAUGUUAUAGCACGUGGUGUAAUGUGGCAAUUCUGCGGUAAUUAUGCUCAUGGUACAGGACAUGGUGUUGGUGCCUUUUUGAAUGUACAUGAAGGUCCUAUCGGAUUAUCUGGAAGUCGAUUGAAUAUGUAUUCACGGAUGGGUAUAGUAGAACCAGGCAUAAAUGAAAAUAUGGUAGUUACCAUUGAACCAGGUUUCUACUGGACUGAUCACUUUGGUAUACGUCUAGAAAAUGUUGUAUUUGUUGUCCCUGUUCCCGUUGGUGGUAUGCUAGAUGCCACCACCACUACCUCUCCUACUAACAUCGGCAACAGCAACAAUCAUCUCCCUGUAAAUGAUCAAUCUUUUCGUUUACCAUCAUUGGAUGAUACUGUUAAAUGGCUUACAUUUGAACCAGUCACUCUGGUACCAUUUCAGCAUAAAUUCAUUAAUAAGAAUCUAUUGAAUCAGGAUGAAUUGAAUUGGUUAAAUAAUUAUCAUAAAACAAUUCGUCGUGUUUUAUGUAAUCGUAUUUUACAAGAAGUCAAUUCUACAUCGACAUUAAAUGAUAUUGUCAAGGAGAAAGAUACAUCCGUAUUAUCAUUGAAGGAGAUAUCAGCCUUAUCAUCUAGUCGAAAACGUUGUCUACAAUGGAUACUUAAUCAGACAGAACCUUUUGUUUAAAUUUUAUGGAUUUUGUAGGAUCUUUUUUUCAAUUUGAUUUGAAGAUAAUCUCUGUCUUCCUCUUGUCUACCGUUUUAGGCUUUCACAGAAAUACAAUACACUAGUAUUGCUUUAAAUUAUGAUAAAUAAUUUAAUUAUUUAUUUAUAAAAUUUAUUCGGUGUUGUUAUAUAUAUACAUAUAUUUCUCAAACUUUGUUAAUAAAAGUCAUGUUAAAGAUGUAUUCAGUAAUUAAACGGGUCAAUAACAUUGAAGCGACAUGGACUACCUGAUGAUAAAAGUAACAGAACUUUCUAGAGAUAUGAGAAAUUCAAUAAAUCCUUCUUUGGUUACUGAUGUGAUAAAAAUAAAGAUCCUAUUAUUAC
Messenger RNA from Trichobilharzia szidati, 2607 nucleotides. The record is from the annotation of a GenBank genome assembly. Lineage: Eukaryota; Metazoa; Platyhelminthes; Trematoda; Strigeidida; Schistosomatidae.